UAAAAUUUCCUCGUAUAGUCGGCAAGAGAGGGAACAGCUGGGAGGAUUAAUUCUGUUUUCUCUAGCAAGAAGUGUCUUUAAAAACUGUACCAAAUCGGAGAUAUUCAUAGCAAUCGAUAUUCAAACGGUAUAGCUAUCAACUCGUCAGUGUUGUACCGUAAUUAUAAGUAGAUAAUCACGGCGCCGGCAACCCGGGUCCUCCUCAUCGCAUCAACCGCUCCUCUCCAUAACGUUAACGGUUUCGCUGGAUUUAGACCUUUGAAAUGAUGUGUGCCACGCGUUAGAUAACUGUCUACGCCAAGUUAGCAGAGAAGGUGUGUUUUUCGUCUCCGGUUUCCCGUAUGAAUGUUUUCUUGAAGGAAAGACGAGUUUCCAGACGCCGGUACAGCUGGCAGUGUGAAAGCCGGCCGGUUGAAAUGAGGCGACAUGUGACGUGGUAGUCGGCGCUGGAGACAAACCACUAGCAUUCCUGCGUGCUCUCAGGCUUGACUGUUGAUUAAACACUCCGGUGGCUGGCACUGUAACAGAGACUUAACCAAGAAGACACCCAGGUGACUGACUGGAGCCCGGCAGCUGCCGGAUGAUGCACCAGCAGGGCUCCUUGAUGCCCCCUUUGCUCAGCGGGGUUUUCUGCCAGUGCCACCGAGGUGUCGACCCGGGCGGCGGAGGCGGGCAUGCCGAGGAGCCCUCCACAGCUUCCCACACAGCCUCCACGUCGAAACCGGUGACCCGCCAGCCUCUUGUCCCAGACAAGGACCUGGACCCCAGCCAGCCGUCACAGCCAUGUGAGCUGUGUGGAGGCCCUGAGCAGGACCACAGACUCAAAGUGCUCUUCCAGGUCCUGGAUGUCAACGGGGAUGGAGGCAUUUGUGUCAAUGACCUGACUAUUGGGCUCAAGAAAUUAGGGGUGCACCGCACUGAGCAUGAGCUCAGGAAAAUUGUGAAAGCAGGAGACAAGGACCUAGAUGGACAGUUAGACUUUGAGGAGUUUGUGCAUUAUCUCAGAGACCAUGAGAAGAAACUGCGACUUGUCUUCAAGAGCCUGGACAAGAAGAACGAUGGCCGAAUUGACUCACAAGAAAUCAUGCAGUCCCUUCGUGACCUGGGAGUGAACAUCUCCGAGCAACAGGCUGAGAAGAUUCUCAAAAGAAUAAGGAAGGGUCUUAUCUGGGCCCCUAUCAUGUAUAUGGAUAAGAACGGCACAAUGACAAUUGACUGGAACGAGUGGCGGGAUUACCAUCUACUACACCCGGCUGACAACAUUCCUGAGAUCAUCCUCUACUGGAAACACUCUACGAUAUUUGAUGUUGGGGAAAGUUUGAUGGUGCCUGACGAGUUCACAGCAGAAGAGAAGAAAACGGGGAUGUGGUGGCGACAUCUAGUGGCCGGAGGAGGAGCCGGUGCUGUGUCUCGAACCUGUACUGCUCCACUUGACAGACUCAAAGUUCUCAUGCAGGUUCAUGCCUCCAGAAGCAACAGCAUGCGCAUCGCUGGUGGCUUUGUUCAGAUGAUCCGGGAGGGCGGAGUGAGGUCGCUGUGGCGAGGCAAUGGCAUCAAUGUAAUAAAAAUUGCCCCUGAAUCAGCUAUCAAGUUCAUGGCCUAUGAACAGAUUAAACGACUAAUCGGGAGUAACCAGGAGACACUGGGAAUCAUGGAGAGGUUUGUGGCAGGCUCUCUGGCAGGAGCGAUCGCCCAGAGCAGCAUUUAUCCCAUGGAGGUGCUGAAGACACGCCUGGCGCUGAGAAAGACAGGCCAGUACUCUGGCAUUGUGGACUGUGCCAAACACAUCUUACAGAAGGAAGGCCUGGCUGCUUUCUACAAGGGUUACAUCCCCAAUAUGUUGGGCAUCAUCCCCUACGCUGGCAUUGACUUGGCUGUCUAUGAGACUCUGAAGAAUUCAUGGCUACAGAGGUUUGCCACAGACAGCGCAGAUCCUGGUGUGUUUGUCCUCCUAGCUUGUGGUACAACCUCCAGCACCUGUGGCCAGCUGGCCAGCUACCCACUAGCCCUGGUCAGGACUCGCAUGCAGGCCCAAGCCACUCAGGAAGGAGGCCCUCAGAUGACCAUGACAGGCCUGUUCAGACACAUCGUCAGGACCGAGGGAGCCAUGGGACUCUACAGAGGCCUGGCACCCAACUUCAUGAAGGUCAUUCCAGCCGUGAGCAUCAGCUAUGUUGUCUACGAGCACCUCAAGAUCACCCUCGGUGUCCAGUCGCGGUGAGGCAGGCGGCAGACAGCAUAAAGCAAGACUCCCUAAGUUCUUUUGUUUUCUUUUGAGCAGAGCAUUGAAGAGAAGACAGUGAGGAGCUAAGCCAAAUGACAGAGCUUCAGAAACUGGAGGGAAAACUUCUGUCACAGAGCUUAGUUUUUUACCCCCUCAACCGCACAUUUUAGAGGUAAAUUAAAUUCAGAAUUUUGAGGAAUUAAAUUGAGAAGAAGGGAUGUUCAGAACAAGGUAAAGAGGACACAAGAAAAUGAUAGGAGACUGUAAGGACACUAAUAUGAAGGGAAGCUAAUGAAGACUGUAUGGGCAAAACCUUGACUGAGUCAUCUGUUUUUAAGUUAUAAAAUCGUUAUUGUCACUAUUUAAAACAUUCUUUUAGCAGUCUAGUAGUGCUUCAAAUGUCAAUUGCGAGCUUAAUCUUGGCAUAGAAAGACCAAGGUUUACAUUGAAGCCAUGUAAGAUUGCUGAAAACCUGCUUGAUUUGGGGACCAAUGAUGCUGUUCAGCACUGUGGCACUAGCAUUUGUAUGAGGGAGUGAGUUACUCAAGAAUUAACUUGGAUUGUCCUUUACAUGGCAAGAGAUGUCAAUCUGGUCUGUAAUGAGAAAGAAAUAGUAGACAGACGUUGCAUUAGCCUGAUAUUCAGACUGAACGACUAUUCCGUGUACACUCCAUUAUUCAAUGCGAAAUUGCCCUUGUUGUAGCCAGAGGCAAAGGGAUUUGAAUCCUGUUAACCAAUCACUAGCAACUGAUGUAGUUCUCAGUCAACAUGGUAGCUGCUUUAGCCAGUUACAGCGCUACUGCAAAUCAGUCUAACUUAGCAACUUUAGGUUCCUUUAGAAAUGUCAGACAGUGUUGACACUUUGUGCCGUUUAUGCCAAGUCAAUUUGUUGGUGGAAGGGGUCAUAACAAAUGCAAGAACUCCAUAUUGCCAAAAAGCCAAUGAAAAACAUUUCGAUGAACAGUUCAGUGAAGUCUAAUUUCAGCUCUGCUCCAGGGCAUUUCCAUGGCCAGCCUGUUGUUAGCCCUUGGAACAGAUCUAGAAUAAUUUGAACAGUUGAGUGGGGGCCUUUCCAGCAGGGCUAGUUGAUAAAUUAAAUUCAUUUUUUGCCACAUCCCAUUGGUAGAAUGCACAAAAUAUCUUCCCCUCUCAGAAACAACUUUAACAUGCAAUGUUUCUCUGCUUUGAGUGUUUCUAGUUUUAAUUUAUUUAAAACGUCAGUAGCAACAUCUGUAGUUUUAUCAUACAUUUUCUUUUCCAGUGUUAGCUCGUAUUCUCUGAUCUCUCUGGCUCUGGAACAGCUUGAUUACAUCAACAUUUGUCCUCCCUACAAGAGCUCUGAUUGGCCCAGUCAGUUUUUCCACCAAGAAAUUCCACUUGAGUUGGGCAAUAGUAGACCAGAGUGAAUCACUAGAAUUUUUUAAAACAAUAGUGCAGUUCACAGGUCUGUAACCAGGGUAGCUUUUAAUAGACAUAUCACACAUCUUUUAUCAUGUCUGCCUAUUACAGAGCUUUUCCCCAAAAACAAAUUGUAUGAAAGCACUUCAAAUCUUUAAGCACAAAAAGUGAUCUGAAAACCCAAGCUCAGUUCUAUAUAUCUGAUAACUGGAUGUUAACCCACAUUUUUCUACAAUCCUCACUUUAGAACUCGAAAUCUGCACUUAAAUAUGAGAGACAUUGUGCUUUCUGGUUUUGAAAACACAUGAUUACGCUGCUGAGUUUAUGGCAAAUAAAAAAUGUCACCCAAAACAGAAAUGUAAUUCAUAAGGCCCUUUCAGCCUUCAACUCCAAGAAAAGCUGGCUUAAGGUUUUCAGACUAUUUUUCACAAUUUUGCAUUUACAUACAUUUCCUUUUUCAAGAAAUACCACAUCAUACAAGCUGCACACUAAUCAACAAAUGUACAUUUUGACAGAUUUUGCACGCACUAAAGAAUGUUUUGUUUCUGAAGUGUCCCACUUAAUCACCUAAUGUCAAUCAAUGUCAAUCAAACUCAUUAGUUCCAUGUGCCAAGGAGUGUAUCAAGUGGACUUGGCGGAGAGAUGGUUAAAAGACCGUGUCUGGAAAAAGGAAAUUCUGCACUAUCCUUGAAAUGAUUAUAUCACUGUCCCCCUGUUUUCAGAACUAAGUAGAUUUUUUCUUUCUUUUUUUUGGCAUUUCAGCUUUAUUUGAGAGGGUGGUAGGGAGAGACAGGAAAGGCGAGGGAGAGGGAGAGGAUAUGACAUGCAGCAAAGGGCCCGGGCAGCUGUGAUAAGGACAUAUACUUGAUAUGUGGUACACAGCAGGUGAGCCACCAGGAUGCCCCCUAACUAGAUUCUUUUUAACCAAAUUAAAAGUUUAUUGUCUGCAACCUGGAAAAUUGUCUUUUACCUUACCAUGUUAAAGACAAAACGCAAUAAUAAAAAA
Myripristis murdjan (pinecone soldierfish) is the source of this 4628-nucleotide messenger RNA. It is a transcript of the gene slc25a25b, whose product is annotated as solute carrier family 25 member 25b. NCBI's taxonomy places the organism in Eukaryota, Metazoa, Chordata, Actinopteri, Holocentriformes, Holocentridae. The transcript has 11 exons. Gene Ontology annotation, biological process: transmembrane transport. The coding region runs from base 581 to 2221 and encodes 546 amino acids. Gene Ontology annotation, cellular component: mitochondrial inner membrane. The record is from RefSeq and is a predicted model, not a curated record. Gene Ontology annotation, molecular function: calcium ion binding.